AUGUACUCCGUAAGCAAAUACUGCGCAAUAAGCUCAGAUUCCUCAAUUAGGAGUGAUCAUUUUGUUAUCGCCUUCGCGCACAAGUCGGUAGCGCGCGAACGCGAUGCAAAUGAACUCGGCCGCAUCGCGGCGGCUAACUCUACCUCCCCCCCCCCCCCCCCCCGCACCGCCCGCGACCACUGCCCCGCCCAGCUCAGCGGGUUACCUUCACACAAUUAUGUGUUGACAACAUGUAACAUUGAACGCCCCGUGCGGUGCGGUUCGCUCCCCUCCUCCCCGCCCCCGCCCCCGCCCCCGCGCUUACUACGCCGCUACUACAGCCUCCGCGCCACCCGCCCGCGCUCCUCAGCCCUGUACCACGGCGCCGCACCGCCGAAUGGAAUGGACGCCGUCGUAAAAAGCGCGAGCUCAAAGCCACUACAGACGCGGGAAAGUUCAAGGCGAUCGAAGGACGAGCUCGGGCGUCUCGUGGUACGGGACGCGCGGUGCGUUAUUAAUGGCGGACACGGGCGCGGCGUCCGUUUUGCGCUAACUAUGUUUUUAUAUUUUGUAAAAUUAAAGCCAUUGAGCGGUGAAAAACGGGGAUCGUCUUGGAGGCACAACGAG
Messenger RNA from Iphiclides podalirius (scarce swallowtail), 606 nucleotides. The record is from the annotation of a GenBank genome assembly. Lineage: Eukaryota; Metazoa; Arthropoda; Insecta; Lepidoptera; Papilionidae.